Castor canadensis (American beaver) is the source of this 1395-nucleotide messenger RNA. It is a transcript of the gene Prtfdc1, whose product is annotated as phosphoribosyl transferase domain containing 1. Gene Ontology annotation, cellular component: cytosol. The record is from RefSeq and is a predicted model, not a curated record. Gene Ontology annotation, biological process: purine ribonucleoside salvage. Gene Ontology annotation, molecular function: hypoxanthine phosphoribosyltransferase activity. NCBI's taxonomy places the organism in Eukaryota, Metazoa, Chordata, Mammalia, Rodentia, Castoridae.
CCUUCCCGCGUUCCCCGAGAGGAACAUGGCCGGGAGCAGCGAGGAGGCGCCAGACUACGGGCGAGGCGUCGUGAUAAUGGACAAUUGGCCAGGAUAUGACUUGAAUUUAUUCACAUACCCACAGCACUAUUAUGGAGAUUUGCAAUCUGUGCUCAUACCUCAUGGCAUCAUUGUGGACAGAAUUGAGCGCUUGGCUAAGGAUAUAAUGAAAGACAUAGGAUACUGUGACAUUAUGGUCCUGUGUGUGCUUAAAGGAGGGUACAAAUUCUGUGCUGAUCUUGUAGAACACCUGAAGAACAUCAGCCGAAAUUCAGAUCGAUUUGUCUCUAUGAAGGUUGAUUUCAUCAGACUAAAAAGUUACAAAAAUGAUCAAUCCAUGGGUGAGAUGCAGAUAAUUGGAGGCGAGGAUCUUUCAACGCUGGCUGGAAAGAAUGUCCUCAUUGUUGAGGAUGUUGUUGGAACGGGGAGGACCAUGAAAGCACUGCUCAGCAGCAUAGAGAAAUACAAGCCCAACAUGAUUAAGGUAGCCAGUUUGCUGGUAAAGAGAACAUCCAGAAGUGAUGGCUUUCGACCUGACUAUACUGGAUUUGAGAUUCCAAACGUAUUUGUAGUGGGAUAUGCCUUAGAUUACAAUGAAUACUUCAGAGAUCUGAAUCACAUAUGCGUGAUCAAUGAACAUGGUAAAGAAAAAUAUCGGGUGUAAAGAAGCAAAUUCCAGAUACCAUCAUUCUAACUAUUCAGGAAGCCAGCAUGUAAAGUCUGUCUCCCCAGGUGGCUUCACUCAACAGGAUAUAAAAGAAAAAAAAGUUUUAAGAGAGAGCUUUCCUUUCUGAGAUUAUAAUAUAAAGAGUACCAAGGUUCUUAAGGAAAAGAAAGCAGUGCUUAUAUUGACUUGUUCCAAAUUAAACACUCCACCUUGUGACUCAUAGGCUCUACCCACCUUCACACUCCUGAGCUACCCCUCCUUUUGUUUCGAUACAGUCAUUCUGCCUAAUUACUCUUCCCAGGAAAACCCCCACCCCACCUACUUACUCAAACAUUUUUCACCUAACUUUUUUCAUACUCUGUUUUUGUAGUAUUUUACAGUGUUAAGAACCUGCAAACCACUUAACUGAAGCUCUGAGGCCAUGCACUAGGAAUGAAGCUAGGUUCCCAUACUAAGAAAAGGAGGGAAAAGGCUACUUAAUACAAAUCUCUGUUUGCACAUUUCUGACAGGACAUUAGUAUCCGCUUUGACAAAGCCUUUCAGAAGCGCAGGGUACAAUGAAUCUUAAUGAUGUUAUGAAAUGAGUCUUUGCUUGGUGCUGUUGAUCUGAGCUUCCGGUUCGUGACGGCAGUAUGUCAUGUCUGCAUGGAUGUACUCGACUGUGUUGAAUACUCUGAAUUUUAAUUAGA